Anopheles nili is the source of this 801-nucleotide messenger RNA. RefSeq lists its product as uncharacterized. The record is from RefSeq and is a predicted model, not a curated record. The coding region runs from base 1 to 801 and encodes 266 amino acids. Lineage: Eukaryota; Metazoa; Arthropoda; Insecta; Diptera; Culicidae. The transcript has 4 exons.
AUGAGGAUGGACGUAUUUCGGUGGCUUCCGGGGGCCUGUGGAAGCCUCGGCCCAGCACUGAUUCCUCCUGCUCACAUCGCCGUGCUGUGGUACUUCUGGCAGAACUAUUCGCGCUUUGUCGACAAGCGAUUUUGCUCCUGCUCCUGCUGGGACACCGUUUUCAAGGGUACGUACGAGUCUGGGAUCGCUUCAUACAAGCACAUGUACUUUAAUGCGACACAAAACACGAUGAAAAUGUGGCUGCUGAUUGUCGUUGGCGUGAUCGCGCUGUACGAGUGCACCAAGCACCUGGUGCAGCUGUUGCUGCAAUGCAAGGUGCGCUACACGAUGAUCGUCCUGUUUUUGCUGUCGAUCUUCUCACACUACUACGCCUGGUGGGCCUAUCUGAAUUACUACAACGACGAAUACUACCACCAGUGGAACCAUCAGCUGUUUUUCACCAUCACCGAACUCAUAUCAACCAGCGUCGUGCUGCAUCUGGCGAACGUGGAAAAUCAAGUCACCGCCCGGAAAACGCUCAGCAUCGUUGGCAUCGCGCUGCUGCACAUCCUCGCCAGCGGUGUCGAUCAGUUCAUAUCAAACGUGUUUCGCGGCGAAGGCUACCCACACCAGGUCGUGCGAGAUCUCGGCUUCAUGAUACCGGACGUGAUGCAUUUGCUGUUACCACUCUGGCUGCUGCGGCAAACGCGCCUCGAAAGCUUCAGCACGCGACCGUUCUAUCGCGAUCGUAACCUGCGCCGGGACGUUGUGCUGAUGUUUUUCGUCGUCACAGUAUUAUUCACCAUCUGUUCGUUCCUCUAG